AUGUAAUGUAACACCUCAUCAGUUACAAGCUGGUUUAUUAUGGUAACCAAAGUAUAAUAUUUAUGUCAGCGUUUAUUCAUCAAUACAGUAAAAGGAAAAGGUCAAGACUGCAAUUCCCUCGGAGAAUAAAUGUCAAGGACACGAAAUUAGGUGAAGGUACACAAGCGAGUGCUUUAACGUGUUUAGAGAACAGACUCGAUCAGUUUCAUUACUGCGUGGCCUUCGUGAACAUCAUAAUAUUUACAUGUUCACAAUAAUAAAAAUUUAAAUGAGUGUAAUUAAUAGAAAGUCCCGGGAAAACUAUGUCUGUCGCAUCAAUUUCGGAACAUCUAACUGAAGUUGCAGGUGAUAAGAUUUAUAUGACGGAAAACAGUAUGUCAAUCGAUACAGCCUUUGAGGGGAAAAUUUGUAUAAUAUUGGAAAAUACAAAAAACUAAAACAAUCGGUAAAUCUUGCGGAUUUCAUUUAACAAAAUCAAAAUAGGAUCGUUAUCCGUGGAUGAGCCAUAUCGAAACCGGGAGUCUUGAUUUAGAGGAUCAUGCUGGACAUAGCUAAGAAUAAGAAAAACAACGGAAUAAUCUGUUUUAUUUUAUCUGUUAAAUGUUAGAGUUGGUGAUUGUUUAAUUAUUGUCGAUGUAAAUGAUUUAAUAGGACUAACACUAAUACAAAUAGCGGCUUUAGUCCAUCAUUAUGAAGGAUGUGAUUUGAAAUUAUUUAUUUGCAGAUACAUUAACGAAGGAGAACAAAAUAAGUCAUAGUUGUGAAAGGACCAUUGCCAGAAGUGGCCUGCAAACUUGCAGAUGCAGAUGCAGUAGCUGGAGUGACCCGAGUUCUAGAAUGCUCAGUUUGUCCGGAAGUCUCACUGUCAUCAAUUCGUCGGUGUGUUCAUGGUCAUAUCAUUUGUGUUGGAUGUAGAUCGAAAACACGUCAAAUCGAACGUCAAAUCGUCAAACAGAAGAAAACGUCUGCUAGGAUUUUACAUGAUUGUUUAUGAUUUAUUCAUUAUCCAACAACGCAAAUAGUCAUUAACUAAUGCCAGUAAACGUUAAUUUAAUUGAAGUUUAUAGUAUUAAAAAAUGUGCGAUUUAUAUCUUCGAAAUGUAUGUCUUAUGUAACGAAAUCGAAUACGAAAUUUGAGAGUUAACACAGUUAUUGUUGAUCAAUAAUUCCUACGUUUAAUCAAUAAACUUGUUAGCCAGGCUGCUAUAUAGUUAAAUUGGGUAUUUACACUAGAGUGAGCCACAGGCUUAUACUGGUUCAGAAUGUUCGUACGCUGAUCAGGUUCACACCUAUGUUCUCCUUUUUCGGAUUCGUAAGUAACUGAUAAUUUUUUAUAUUCUUUUUGGAUCUUUUCGCAAAUCUUCAGAAUAGGUUUGGAAUAAUUUAACUUAAAAUUGAUUAAUACAAGUAUAUUCCAAGAUUUUGUGCUAAAAUUCGAUUAUCUCAGUCGAUUUCUCAUCUUUGUGAGAAAUAUACAAAUUUCAAAUACGUGGAUCUAAUACGUGUAAAAAUGGCAGCGAUUCCUUUCAAAGAAGCUUACACUAUUGAACAUGAAUAUGAGAAUGAUAGUUCAUCAGAAGUAAAUUUUGAGACAAAUGAUGGUGAAACUCCAAAUACACCAGAUCUCUCAGAUAUUGAGGAAGCUAUACUUAAUACAGAUUUAUUCGCUUUCGAUCCAUCGAAAUGUUCUUUCUGCAAAGAUAAAAGUAUAGUUAAUAUUCUAAAUGUUGGAGAAUCGGGUACCCUCGAAUUUCAAACAGAAAUAAAGAAUGGUGUAUAUGGUAUUACAUUAUGGCCUGAGAGUACAGACGAUGAUUAUGAGAAGUUAUUAGACGAAAUGGAUAUAGUGAUCCCCGAAACUCAUGAAUGGUCAAAUCGUAGACCAAAAAUAGGAGAUUUAGUAUUUGGUAAAAGGUAUGACGGAGAUUGGAUUAGGGGAUAUAUUAUAUCUGUGCUGCCACACUUAAAACUGGCUAUGAUCGACGAAGCUAAAGUAGUGCACGUUUCUAACAUUGCUUCAUGCAAUAAACCUAUUUCAGAUAUGUAUGCAUUUUCUGGAGUAUGUGAAUUAUCUGAUACUACACAUAAAUUUGUGGAAGGUGAUGGGGCGCAAUUUAAAGUGACAGGUCGAACAGUUAAUGGGGAACCAAAUGAAUUUGAUAUAAAAAUUAUUAAUAAAGAUUAUGAGAUAAAAGCUACUGUAAAGCCUUGGGUUCCAAUGGUGGAACAAAUGGGAGUAGCAUGUGGUGAAGUACCUGAUGAAUGUGAGGUAAUCGUUACUGGUUAUCGAAAUCAUUUAUUUAUGUACAUUCGUCCUGCAGAUGCUAUGGGUACGGCACGCUAUAAUUUUAUUAUGGAUACUGUUGCACAAAUCGCUGAGAGAUCGCCAAUUUUAGAAGACCCAAAUGUUGCGCAGUCGGCAAUAGCACUGGCUCCUGACGGCAAGUAUUAUCGUGGAUAUAUUACCAAGGUAGACGAAUAUAGAGUGCAAAUUAUGUACCAUGAUCUUGGUCGUAGGGAAUUUGUAGAUAGGAAGACACUUAGGGUUUAUCCUGAAUUUUUGAAGAAGCUUGGAUAUUCUAUUACGAAAGUCUAUCUACGAGAUGUUCCUAAAGAUAUCCCUCCGUUCAUGCCAAUAGUUAGAAUUCUGGACGACCUAGUAGAAAAUGAAGUUCGUUUGAUACAUUAACGAAGGAGAACAAAAUAAGUCAUAGUUGUGAAAGGACCAUUGCCAGAAGUGGCCUGCAAACUUGCAGAUGCAGAUGCAGUAGCUGGAGUGACCCGAGUUCUAGAAUGCUCAGUUUGUCCGGAAGUCUCACUGUCAUCAAUUCGUCGGUGUGUUCAUGGUCAUAUCAUUUGUGUUGGAUGUAGAUCGAAAACACGUCAAAUCGAACGUCAAAUCGUCAAACAGAAGAAAACGUCUGCUAGGAUUUUACAUGAUUGUUUAUGAUUUAUUCAUUAUCCAACAACGCAAAUAGUUCUUAACUAAUGCCAGUAAACGUUAAUUUAAUUGAAGUUUAUAGCAUUAAAAAACGUGCGAUUUAUAUCUUCGAAAUGUAUGUCUUAUGUAACGAAAUCGAAUACGAAAUUGGAGAGUGAUCACAGUUAUUAUUGACUAAUAAUUCCUACGUUUGAUCAAUAAACUUGUUAAAUAAA
Messenger RNA from Bombus pascuorum, 3156 nucleotides. RefSeq lists its product as uncharacterized. The record is from RefSeq and is a predicted model, not a curated record. NCBI's taxonomy places the organism in Eukaryota, Metazoa, Arthropoda, Insecta, Hymenoptera, Apidae. The transcript is spliced from 10 exons. Bases 1511 to 2689 code for a protein of 392 amino acids.